Messenger RNA from Papaver somniferum (opium poppy), 1581 nucleotides. RefSeq lists its product as uncharacterized. The coding region runs from base 1 to 1581 and encodes 526 amino acids. Gene Ontology annotation, molecular function: nucleic acid binding; RNA-DNA hybrid ribonuclease activity. The record is from RefSeq and is a predicted model, not a curated record. The transcript has 2 exons. NCBI's taxonomy places the organism in Eukaryota, Viridiplantae, Streptophyta, Magnoliopsida, Ranunculales, Papaveraceae.
AUGGUGAAUAACACAUGCAGGUAUGGCAUGUUCUCUUUCAUGGACGGAUUCAGCGGAUACAAUCAAGUAAAGAUGUCCGCAGAAGACGCGCACAAAACGGCGUUCCAGACUCCGUAUGGAAACUUCUAUUAUGUAGUAAUGCCAUUCGGUCUAAAGAAUGCGGUUGCCACUUACCAACGGGCGAUGGUGGCAAUUUUCCAUGACAUGAUGCAUCAGAUUAUGGAAGUUUACAUAGAUGAUGUGGUGGUUAAGUCUCGAGAUCGAGAGGACCAUCUAGAUCACUUGAGACGCGUCUUUAAUAGAUGUAGGAAGUAUCGUUUAAAGAUGAAUCCUCUCAAAUGCGCCUUUGGAGUUACCUCCGGGAAAUUAUUUGGAUUCGUUGUUACAAACGAAGGAAUACAGUUUGAUCCGAAUAAAGUCGAAGCAAUAACUACUAUGAGGGCGCCUGUAAACGUAAAAGAGUUACAAACUUUCAUAGGAAGAAUCUCUUAUGUCCGGAGAUUCAUCCCUGGGUUGGCACAGUUGCUGUCGGUAUUCACACCACUAUUAAAGAAGAAUAAACAGUUUGAAUGGGGAGAACAUCAAGAGCGGGCCUUUCAGAAAUUAAAAGAAUGCUUUGUCAUAACAAAGGUCCUACGACCUCCUGUCAAGGGUGAACCCCUGUAUUUAUAUACAACAUUCACCAAUGUGGCAAUUGGGGAACUUUUGGGUCAGGACAUCGGCAAUGAUCAGUUACGUCCGAUUCAUUAUAUCAACAGAGGCUUUCGGGAUGCGGAGUUCAGAACAGCUUGCUGGUUACUUCAAUUAUCUGAGUUCGAAUUGAAAUACCAACGGUCUAAAGGAGUGCGCGGGCAAGCAUUUGCGGAUCUGCUGGCUGCGUUUCCGGGAAUGGAUAUGACAGAGAUAAGUGAUAAAAUACCUGGGGAAGUCGCAGAAGUUGAAGAGGAAGAACGAUGGACGAUGUUUUCUGAUGGAUCGUCAUAUGGUUCCUACGGAGGAGCAGGGAUAGUUUUUGAAACACCAAAGAAAGAACUAAUGUCGUUCGCUUUCAAGCUAGACUUCGAAUGCAGCAAUAAUGUUGCGGAAUAUGAAGCGUUAAUUCUCGGGUUACGGAUGGCAGAAGAGCUCAAAUUAGGGGCUAUCGAUGUCAAAGGGGAUUCCAAGCUGGUUAGAAAUCAUAUAUCAAGCGACUUCCAGGUAAAAGAAGCACAUCUAGUACCCUAUCGAGCGGAAGAUCAAGAACUAAUAGCAAGAAGAGGGAGCGCUGUGGUCGAGUAUACCGGAAGAUCAUCCAAUAGGCAUGCGGAUGCCUUGGCCACCUUGGCAGCAAAGUUACCUUUGAAUGAGGCCGAUGAAGGAACCAUAGUGGUGAAAAGAAGAGCGUUGCCUAGCACAUGGAAAGAGGACGCGGCAUUUGAACUGAAGGAUGAUUGGAGGACAGCAUACCUCGAGGACUUGACUAAAACAGCGGAUGAGCAGUUACUGCCUACCAAAGUGCUAAAACAAUUCGUCGUGGUCCGAGGGGCAUUAUACUUCCGAACGUCCGGAGGGGCAUUGUCACGAUGUGUAGGAAAAACAUAA